ACCGCUUGCCACGCAGGGUAUUUCCCGAUAUAGCACCCGAGGAGCAUCUCAUCUAGACGCAUCAAAUGUGACAUCUUCCAGAACAGACGGCUCAACCUUCGUUCGAACACCUCUCAACACGAACAAUCACGAUUCAUUUAUGAGUUCAGCGAAGCCUGGAAAGACCGACGGAGACAGAGGUCGCCAGGAGGCCACCAAACAGCCAUUAUCGGCUUCUACUGCAUCUUACAAGUCCUCAUUGGAGCCGUUAGGUAGCCUGUCGAGCAUUGAGCAAGAAAGGUUGAUCAUCAACGACCUCCUUUACAUCCUGAUGGGGAUAGAUGGGUUGUAUAUCCCUCGCCGUCGAAAGUAUUUGGAGAAGGAAAAAGGUGACCGAGAACGUCGAGAAACCAUUGAAUUUACGCUGGAUCCCACAAUGGAUCCAUCUUUGGCGGAACUGGUGAAGCGGAUGCUGCCGAUAGCUGUAUACCUUCACAAGAUUGACAACUACAUCGAAACUCAAACGAGAUUCCGCAGCGGACGCGUGCAGCACGCUCUGGCGGCCACAACGAGGGCAUUACUCAAGAACUACUUCAUGCUGAUAGCACAACUAGAAAACCAGACACUGGGCACGCCAGAUUUUGGUUUGCAACAGCUCUGGUUCUAUAUCCACCCAUCGCUACUGAGCAUGUCGGCAAUCGCGUCUUUGAUUGAUGCGCUGUUAGAUGCUGAGACGAAGAGCAUUCAGGCACAUCGGAAAAGCGCAAAGAGCGCCGCCGCGAAGGUGGGGGCGUCCAGUGCGGCGAACAGCUAUAUUGACGAGAGCAAUCUGGAAGGACUGAGUCCAGGUGGUGGGCUCAUCCUCAGUGUGAUUUGUGAUCGCUUACUUUCAUUUAGCGGGGAUCCCGUCAUGAAAAGGCUCUAUGGACAGCUACUCUCAGCGGCAGCAGUGCCCUACAACAUCAUGCUCUCCAAAUGGAUCCACUCCGGCUUCAUCAUAGAUCCGCACGCCGAGUUCAUGGUCCGCGAGAUCCUAUCAUUCGAUUCGGAACAACUCCGGCAGGCGUACAGCGACGUCUAUUGGGAAGCCCGCUACGAGCUGCGGGCGGAUCAUGUACCCACAUUCUUUUCAACCUAUCAGAAUCGGAUCUUUCUCGCUGGCAAAUACCUGAAUGUGUUGCGAGAAUGUAAGGUGAAUGUGUCUGAGGUUGACGAUCCGGAGGCGAUGUCGCGCGCAAUCAUAUCUGGCGGGUCAUCGACAGCCCUAUCGCCGAUGGGAGACAUUGUCGAGGUCAUUGGCGCUGAGAGACUGAUCAACGACAUCGAGAACGCCUAUGCGUAUGCAAAUCGCGAUUUCUUGAAGCUGCUGUGGAAGGACUGCAGUCUUCUAGACAGACUCCGAUCAGUAAAGCACUAUUUCCUCUUGGACAAGUCCGAUUUUUUUGUCCACUUUUUGGAUGUCUCGCACGAACACUUGCUCAAGCCCGCGAAAGACGUUGGCAUCGAGCAAGUGAAGUUGCUACUCGAACUAGUUCUGCGCGAUCCUGCAGCGGGUCAUGGACUCAACACCUUCAAGGAGGACGUAGAAGUGCAACUUUGCCCGAAACUGUUCAUUCCGCGCCUUGCGCAGAUCAGCAAGGGGGCUCUGGAGAUUCCCAAGUCCUUUGGCAAGCGGAAAGCUCGGUCUGGGAGACCCGCUGUGGAUUAUAUGAAUGACUUGGAUCUUAGGUUCCAGGCGAGCAUCUAUCCGGGAGUCGAUGGCACUCAGACUGGUCUUGAAGCGCUCCAAUUACAAUACUGCGUGCCAUUCCCCACCUCGCUCAUCAUCACGAAGAGAACCCUCGAAAAAUAUCAAGUGCUCUUCCGACACCUGUUCCAUUGCAAGUACGUCGAACGGCAACUGGCCGACGCCUGGCGUGAUGAAGCCAAGACGAAACUAUACAACCGAAGCAGGCGGUUCCGAAAGCAAAAGUCCCAAAUGCUUUUGGAAGAUGUGGGGGAGGAAGAUGCAGACGUUGAGAGAGAGGCGAUGUUUAUGGCGAGGAUUUGCGCUUUGAGGACAAAGAUGUUGCAUUUGAUGCAGCAGUACUUGUACCAUGUCUGUUAUGAGGUUAUAGAGCCGUUGUGGAAUAGAUUUGAAGAGCAAAUCCAGAAGGUGGACACUGUUGAGGAAGUGCAAAGCGUUCAAACAGAGUUCCAAGACCGGCUGUUCAAGGAGUGUAUGCUAUGGGAUUACGAGAUGCUGAAGGGCUUCCGAAUUCUGCUCAUGAUCUGCAUGGACUUCAGCCACUUCUCCCACUCUUAUUGUCAUUACAAGACUCUCAAUCCCUCCGGCGACACAUACACUUCAUCUUCCAUGCCAGCAGGCAUGAGCCACGAUAGCCAUCCCUCCGCAUUCCCGGAACAAGCGCACAUCUCCGACUCCUAUGUCUCCGCAGUCCUCAACCCAGCAGAAGCCGACCGCGUCCUGUCCAAUUUCGAGGUUUCCUUCCUGCAUCACAUGCGACGACUGAUCGACACGCUGAAAUACAACGGGGUGACGGAAACGGGCCUUUUCUCGGGUCUGGCGGCGCGGUUGGACUACAAUCUCUUCUUUGCUAGGUUGCCACCGGAUUUGUCGAUGGUGGUGCAGGCUGGAGUCGGUUCUGCGGUCGGGUCGGCUGCAUCGCUGGUAGGGGAGGGCGAUGAUGAGAAGUGGGCCGCAAGGGAUGGACGAGUGCCAGAGGCUCUGAUUCGAUAAUGGAAUGAGAUGCAUUCAGAUUGGGGUCACCUCAGUAAGAUAGUACUUCCAAGGCACGGCGUCGAUUCGCAGAUAGCUCAGG
Molecule: messenger RNA, 2801 nt
Organism: Fimicolochytrium jonesii
Lineage: Eukaryota; Fungi; Chytridiomycota; Chytridiomycetes; Spizellomycetales; Powellomycetaceae
Product: Spc98 family-domain-containing protein
Exons: 10
Coding region: 140-2719 (859 amino acids)
Biological process (GO): microtubule nucleation; cytoplasmic microtubule organization; meiotic cell cycle
Cellular component (GO): centrosome; equatorial microtubule organizing center; gamma-tubulin small complex
Molecular function (GO): gamma-tubulin binding; microtubule minus-end binding
Source: RefSeq, a predicted model, not a curated record